Molecule: messenger RNA, 4489 nt
Organism: Pseudo-nitzschia multistriata
Lineage: Eukaryota; Bacillariophyta; Bacillariophyceae; Bacillariales; Bacillariaceae
Source: the annotation of a GenBank genome assembly
GUCUUAUUGUUUUGGUUUCGGAAGAUCGGUCCAAACAAAGGAUUGGAACACUCUUGGAUCAAAAUCAGCCAUAGCAUCGUCCCAUCGAUUUUGUUGGAUGUAUUUGAUAUUGCUGUCGGAAAAUUUUGACGUGCAAUAAUAUUCGAUAUGGGCGUGCAAAGCAUCUAGCGAGUGGCAUCGGGUACGGCUUCCUCUGCCGUUGCACGUAGGCAUAGAAUCAAUCAUAUCAUAUACAGCCUCGGUUACACUCAUAGGAAACUUUACAAUGCUCACAACGUGUUCCCGGAAGAAAAGCGUCGCUCCUGCUUUGAGAUGUGACGUCUUCCCCUCUUCUCCUUUGAGAAGUGCCAUGAAUUCGCCCAGGUGAGUUGGGUCAGCUAUAUUCCCACCUGCUACCCCGGCAAACUUGUGUUGGUAAAGCAAUUUCUCGUCAACUAAAUAAUCAUGAACAUCCGAGGGUAUAAUGAGAGAUGCACCACCGAGACCACACUUCCUUCGUAUCGCUUGCAACAGUGGCACGCAUUCCUUGUCGAUGACCGACUGGAUUUGGGCGUCUUUGACCCCUCCGUGUGUUUCCAUGUGUUUCGAAACAACACAUGCAGAAAUGACAGUACAUCCAUUGGUCGAACCGGCGACACGGCCUUGAUACGUUCGGAGGGGAGAAACCUGGAUUUUCCCUUCCUGCUGGUACUGCCGAUGCGUGCCAACGAUUUGUGAAAUUCGUUGCUGAAUUGGUAGCUGCCUUUUGGGCCUCUCUUUUUUUGGUUUAGUGAUAGCAGAAUCGUAAGACGGUGCAGAAGGGUCAUGCCUUUCCUGCGUUGAUAUUGUAUUGUCCAUGGAAGGCCCGAAAUACGACGACUGUUCGAGAACCGAGUUGUAAUUGGGUGGAGAAAUGCUUUCCUGUUUUUUGCCACCAUUCGAGGGUGGAAGCAAAGGUGGCGGAAGAUCUCCCCCCACGUCCAAGCGAAUCUGUGACAGCAACUGCCCAUCGGGCUCGGCUGGUGGAUGCGUAUUUGUCCGUUUGUUGCGUUGUUGCGUGGCUUCGUUUGGCUUCGGCUGCUGUUGUGUAGCCCCUGGUUGUUUGAGCCUUUGUAACUUGGCUAGGGCACUUUCUUCUACCUUUUCUAUAGACUCAUUGACAGUAGAUCGUUUCAGAUUCUCGAUUCUUUUCUGCAAGUCGUUCAUUCUUUUCUGCUCAAGCUCUCGUUGCUUCCUUUCCCGUUCUGCCUUCUGCCUUCGAAUGAUUGCCAUUCGUUUCUUCUCAUUUUCGAGCUCUUCUGCAUCCAUCCAAUCCGAAACAAGCUCCAAUUUCUUCAACACAUCGUCCACCCGCUUGUUUGCCUGGUUCCUACGGGCUUCGGAAUUUUGGGAACGGUAGUAGUCGUGUUUGCUGAUUCCCUUUACGUAAAACGUGCAGUAUCUCCUCCCGUAAACGUACGCAUUGUCGAGCUGUCGAUUGUUGAAGACCAUCUCAAAUGAUUCAAAGACUUUGUCGGAGGCCUCGUAAUAUCGCUCGAUUGGAAAGAAAUUGCUCACGGUUGGAACACCAUCCCCCGCAUCACGGAGAAGUUUCCGACGAUUGUAACCUGGAAGACUUUCAUCUGGACCGUUUCUGUGGUCUAACAUUGUUGUUCUUUGGAAACCUGUGACAUCCAAGAAAGGGGGAAGCGAACGAUCUUAGGUAUUGGAAACGAGUUUCUGCUGUCUGUUUGUUUCUCCUUUAUGUCUUCGAUGCACAAGUCUGAGGAAUGAUGGAUGCUGUCAAAAACAACUAAUAGUGCUAGUUGUAGCAACACAGUUGGUACUCGAAAGUAUUGUUUUUUGACUUGUGUCUCGAGUCUCGAUCGAAUUGUUUCCAAUUUAGUGUUACUGUUAUGUUUUCGUGCCAAACGAGCAUGGCGGGUGCGAACGCCUCACAGAUGACACUGCAGAUGUUGUACCGUACGAGUACCGUACGGUAUGGUGCGCUACAGUCCAAGUCCCCUUAGAUACGACUUACGGCAGUUCUUGCCGUUGAUUCUUUACGUUUUUCGGUACGUAUGUACUACCAGUACUGGUACUCGUUACCAAUGUUCUCUAUCUGUCAGAGUUUCUCUCAAGUCGUGGAGAAUUCAUCCCGUUGCACUAGGGAUUCCCAUUUCCCCUUUUGACCAGUUGAAAGGGUUGAAAUUUUUGAAGUAAUUUUCGUUCAUGUAAGACUACGUACGUUUCCGUACUGAAAACCACUCAUGACUGAAAAAAAUUCUACUACGGUACGCCAGCACCUGUUCGGCAAGUACUACUGGUACGUACAAUAUUCUUACUCGUACCAGCUAUCCAGGGUUUGAUGUCCUACGUAUUACGUUACGUACGAGUACAAUACGUACUCGUACAUUGUGAACUAUGAUCAUGACAGAUUUUUGUUCUCGAGUUCCGCCGUAAUUUGAUUCCAGUGUCGUCAAAUCCACCAUUAAAUUGACAUCUCUGAUAAUUUGCCACAGCACCGAAGGCAUCGAGAGAGAUUUUUGGUUGGAGAACUUGGACGAGACUAGCCCAGCCAGAAAUAUGUUUUCGUGCGUUCGUUGCAGAGGGUCAGCGAACGUUGCAGCGUGGAUUUGUAACACGAAAAAUGUAGUGACAACUAGAGUCGCAACGACGAAGAUGGCGAUGUCCGUGGUGCCAGCAGUAUCAGCAUCUUCCCAUCACUUUCUACGCCUGCAUGGUCGACAGUCUUGUCAAUGGUAUUCCUCUAACAUUUCGAGAGCAGAAACCAACUUCGUGGUUUCGAUUCUCGGGCCACCGAAUGCAGGCAAGAGUACGCUCUUCAAUAGACUCCAGUGCAAAGAACGGAACAAAACAUACAGACUAGGAAGCAGCAGAGGCAAAAAGGGCGGGAAAAAAGACAUCAAGGGCCGGAUAUCUAGCAAGCGUGUCUCUAKGGGGGAUGCCAUUGUUUCAUCGAUCGCGGGCACCACGCGGGAUCGUCGUGAGUGCUGGGGAAGGAUCGGCGGGACGGAGUUCGUUUUGAUGGACACGGCGGGUGUCGAUGGAGAUCGGAUUCAAACCCUGUCUUCCAGGUCCGAAAAACAUGCCAUGGAGCGUGCAAUGAUGGAACAAACCCUAGAGGCGGCGAGGCAGAGUGAUCUCGUAUUGUUGCUGUGGGACGCAAGAGUGGGUGUGACCCAGGACUUGAUGAUAACGGCACGGUGGCUGCGGAAACUAGGCAAACUUUCGAAUGUGGCAGUCGUAGCAAACAAACUAGAGGGGGAUUCUUGGGCACAAAACGAAGAUUCUCCAGUUUUAGAUCAUCUUCACGACGUUUUACGAUUGGGAUUGGGUGAGGCAAUUCCAAUAUCGGCAUUGCAAGGCGAUGGCUUGGCAGAUGUUGCGAUUCUUAUUGAAAAACUCAAGGCCGAGAAACAAGUGGAUACAGAGGCAAUAGAAGACGACAAAUCUCUAGAAAUCAACAAAGACAAUGAAGACGAGAAACCGCUUCAAAUUGCUAUCAUAGGUCGGCAAAAUGUCGGGAAAAGUACCUUGGUUAAUACUCUCGUUGAAAACAAUCGCGUUCUUGCAGGUCCAACGCCUGGUCUCACUCGCGAUGCUAUUGCCGUUGAAUGGGAUUGGGAAGGCAGGCGUGUUCAAUUGGUUGAUACAGCUGGAAUUCGAAAACUAACGAAGCGCAUAGAUGACUCGAUCGAGGAUAUGGCCGUUGCAGAUGCUUUGCGAGCCAUGAAAGUGGCCGAAGUUGCUGUACUCGUACUGGAUGCAGAGGAAAUGUACAUACAAAGACAAGAGCUUGCACUUUGCAAUGCUGUUUUGGACGAGGGUCGAGCGUUGGUCAUAGCUGCCAAUAAGAUGGACCUCCUCGAAAUGUCAAGCGACUAUUCUCCAAGAGAUUUUGCAAUCAACGUGAGGGAACAGAUAGAGGAACGAAUUCCGAUCUUGCGUAACAUACCCGUAGUUCCUAUGAGCGGCCUGUCCGGUAAGGGCGUCUCGGAGCUCUUGCCAACGGUAUUGGACGCUCGAAACCGCUGGUCUAGGACCAUGUCGACAGGAUUGCUCAACCGAUGGCUCGCGGAAGUUACUACAGGGAGUCGUCCACCAGUUGUAGAAGGAGUCAGAGCAAAGCUAAAGUACAUUAUUCAAACCAAGGGACGCCCGCCAACUUUUAUACUUUUUUCGAAUGUGAGCAAGCUUCCAGACCCAUACUUGCGAUAUCUAACGAAACAUUUUCAAGAUUCGUUCCAGUUGUUCGGCAUGCCGGUUCGGUUGGUUGUGAAAAGCAGCUCGAAAGGCAACCCGUACAACGAGAAAAGCAAAAAGAAACGAGGAGGUUUUGGCCUCGGUGGGCGAAAGGCACGCUUUCAACGACGAAUAAAAGAGUUCAAAGCAAAGAGCAGACAGAAACAGAAAAGACUGUUUCACAAUUAGUCGGUUUCUCUUGAUGUUGACCAUUGUGGAAGGAAUUAGAUGAACGGUAGUAAAAAAAGAAAUUUACAAGGUCGCU